UCUCUUAACAUCUCUCAGCCACACCCUCUCUCACAGAUCCCACCACCACCUCCCACCUCUCACCACCUUCAACCCCAAUAACAGAUCAAGUCGUCUCUCACAGAUCACGUCGUCUCGCCAUCGCGUGUUUUCUGAUGAUCGGUUCAUCACUACCGCAAAGAAAACCCACCGCGGCGCUGCCACCCUCAUAGUCGCCGCCCGCCGUCUCGCCACCGCGAUUCUAAAAAUGAGAGAGAGAUGUAAUCGGAAGAGAAGCUGCCGGCCAUGGCCUAUGGUCGGCCGGCCUGUUCAGACCAUGGAGAGAAAACAGAGGCGACGAUGAUGGUUGUAGUUAGGUUGAUAAUGGGGGUGGUCUGUGAUUGUUCCGGUUGUAGCAGGUUACAAAUUGAUUUUUGAAAUGUUGCUAAUUGUUUUCCCUCCAUGAAAUCAUGGUGAAGACAGACCCAUGUGUAGGAGUGUAGCAGAUGCUGUGUUUGUUCUUGAUGCCAUUGUGGGCUUUGAUAAAAAUUGCUAAUUGUUUUCCCUCCAUGAAAUCAUGGUGAAGACAGACCCAUGUGUAGGAGUGUAACAGAUGCUGUGUUUGUUCUUGAUUCCAUUGUGGGCUUUGAUAAAAAUGAUGCAGUGGCAACCAAAGAAGCUUACAUAUAUACUGAUUUCGUUCAGGGUGUACGGGGCGCCUUCGGGGAGGGUGUUCGGUGAUGGCAUUCCCCGAUCGGGAACACCGCCGCCAUCAAAGCGGGGUCCCGAUUCGGGGUGGGAUUUGUGUGUGUGUUCACCGAUGGAAUUUCGCGUGGAUCGAGAUAUGACCGUUGACAACGGUCGGAUAUUUAAUAAAAAAAAAAAAUUCAAUUUUUUUUAAACUAAUAUAAAUACCCAACUCAUUCUCACCCUUUUUUUAUACACAACCCAUCUCAUUCUCUAUAUUUUUUUAAACUCUCCAACCACAACCAUUUCACUUUUUAUUUUUUAUACUCUCCAACCAAACCCCCUCCACUUUUUAUUUUUUAUACACCGAGCAAUGGAGAACCGACCCCGCGAGGCCAAGAAAAAAAAUAAGGGGCGGGUAUCAAAACCGUCUCGAGAUGGUUCGAGUGGUGCAAAUGCUCAACCACAACCCCCUUUCGGAUACACUUCACAACCCCCGUUUUUUUUCCAACAACCUCCGCACCCCUCGUUUUACAACACCCAACAACCCAAUUUCGGCUAUUUUCAAAAUUUGCUAUCAAUGGACGCUCCUCCUCAAUCCCCCGCCUUCGACCCAUAUGCUUAUCGUUCUCCACAAGUUCCUUCUACACGAGGAAAUGUCGAACGUCCUCUACCUAUUGACGAGGACGACGAGGACGAUGAGGUAGUGCCCGAAACUCAAAAUUUGGGCGACGACGACGAGGAAUAUGAAUAUAAUGUGGACGAAGACGCGGGCAACGAAGAAGACGAGGCUCGAGAAAAAAAAGGGAAAACGGUGAGCGAAAAAUGGACAAAAGAACAAGAAGAGGCGUUGGCGAAGGCGUGGGUACAUUGUUCUACCAACAAAAAAAGGGCAAUCAACAAAGUCGCGAAAGUUUUUGGGGUAAAAUUUUAGAGCACUUUAACAAAACUAUCGGUGGAAGUAACCGGACCGUUCAUCAAGUACGGUCUAAAUGGAACCCGAUGCAUUCGAAAAUAAACUUUUUCAACGGCCUAUACCAACAAGCGGAUCGCACACGAGCAAGCGGAUGUCAAGAUCUCGACGUGAUGAAAAUCGCGUUAAAAGAAUUUAAGGAAAGAUUUCCAAGCGGUUUUCAACACAUCGAGGCGUGGGAGGUCGUUCGAAAACACGAGAAAUGGGCCCAAGUCCCAUUGAUGGGCGAGGAAGGUGAAGGUUCGGCACAUAAAAGAAAGCCUGUUGACGUAGACUUUUCAAUACCGGAUAUGAACGAAGAUCCCUCGCCACAAAGAGCACAAAGGCGAGACAAGCGUCAAGCUACAUCGUCCGAGGGAAGCUCGGCCGAGUUGGCGGCACAAUUCAAAGUGUACACCGCCAUGAAAGAAGCGAAGCAAGCGGUAGAAUUGGAGGCGAUCGAAUUGAGAAAAAAAAGAGAGUCGGAGGCUCGCGAGCUCAUAUCGGCACAACUCGAGACGAUGAAAAACUACAAUUACUAUCGAGAUAUGAAAACCUUCCUUAAGCCGCACGACGAUGUUCCGCCAAGUAUGUUGCCGAUCAUCCUCGCCCGAAAGCGAGAAAUCGCUAACAAGUACGGGUGGCCAUGCGAUUUCUAAAAUUUUAAUUUUCUAGGUUUAAUGUAAUUUUUAUUUUCUACUUUGAAUGUGUUUUUUUUUUUUUUUUCUAGUUUGAAUGUGUUUUUUUUUUCUAGUUUGAAUGUAUUUUUUUUUUAAAUUUAAUAAAAUGUCUUUUAUAUAA
Helianthus annuus (common sunflower) is the source of this 2398-nucleotide messenger RNA. RefSeq lists its product as uncharacterized. The transcript is spliced from 2 exons. NCBI's taxonomy places the organism in Eukaryota, Viridiplantae, Streptophyta, Magnoliopsida, Asterales, Asteraceae. The record is from RefSeq and is a predicted model, not a curated record. The coding region runs from base 1471 to 2256 and encodes 261 amino acids.